Molecule: messenger RNA, 590 nt
Organism: Esox lucius (northern pike)
Lineage: Eukaryota; Metazoa; Chordata; Actinopteri; Esociformes; Esocidae
Gene: ccl27a
Product: chemokine (C-C motif) ligand 27a
Exons: 3
Coding region: 6-287 (93 amino acids)
Biological process (GO): immune response
Cellular component (GO): extracellular region
Molecular function (GO): chemokine activity
Source: RefSeq, a predicted model, not a curated record
CUACCAUGGAUCUUAGAUUGAUGGUGCUUCUUCUUUUCCUGUGUGCUCUGGCCAUUACAACCACUGAAGGUGGCAUUCCUAAAUGCUGUGUGAAGAUUUCUAAGGACUUUCCCCCAAACCUGCUGAUGAAAGUGGAGAAAGUAGAUGUACAGAAGAACAAUGGUGCCUGCGAGAUCAACGCGCUUGUAUUGCACGUGAAAGGGAAGAAAUACUGUGCCCACCCCAAGGUAAAAAGAAAGCUGAAGAAGAUCCAGAGAAGAAAGGGUGGAAAAAAGAAGAAGCCUUAGAGCUCUGUGGAGGGAGGGAACAGCUAGAUGUUUGGCAAAUCACUUGUGGACAGACUACGACAAUACUAAAUGAUUUUAAGUUCUGGGAUAACCAAGUUUAAUGUGGCGCAGCUUUUCUUUCAUGUCUUUUUAUAAAUUUUCAACAUUGGAAAUAAUGAUGUGUUUAGAACAAAAAUGUAUUGCAAUAAUAGUCUAUAAGGGGGACAACUUGGUUGGCGUAGUAAAAAUAGAAUACAUAUCUAACGACUUGUAAUAAUUAAUGUUAUGAAAAAUGUGUACUUAAUAAAUAGUUUACAUGAGUCA